AUGGCCCGCACGAAGCAGACGGCGAGGAAGUCCACCGGCGGCAAGGCGCCGAGGAAGCAGCUGGCCACCAAGGCCGCCCGCAAGUCCGCGCCGGCCACCGGCGGCGUCAAGAAGCCCCACCGCUUCAGGCCCGGCACCGUCGCGCUCCGCGAGAUCCGCAAGUACCAGAAGAGCACGGAGCUCCUGAUCAGGAAGCUGCCCUUCCAGCGGCUGGUGAGGGAGAUCGCCCAGGACUUCAAGACCGACCUGAGGUUCCAGAGCUCGGCGGUGAUGGCGCUCCAGGAGGCCAGCGAGGCGUACCUGGUCGGCCUGUUCGAGGACACGAACCUCUGCGCGAUCCACGCCAAACGGGUCACCAUCAUGCCCAAGGACAUCCAGCUCGCUCGCCGCAUCCGUGGCGAGAGGGCCUAG
Messenger RNA from Lolium rigidum, 411 nucleotides. Its product is annotated as histone H3. The transcript has a single exon. Lineage: Eukaryota; Viridiplantae; Streptophyta; Magnoliopsida; Poales; Poaceae. Gene Ontology annotation, cellular component: nucleosome. Gene Ontology annotation, molecular function: structural constituent of chromatin; protein heterodimerization activity; DNA binding. The record is from RefSeq and is a predicted model, not a curated record. The coding region runs from base 1 to 411 and encodes 136 amino acids.